AUGGGCUCAGGAACUAGUACCAGCUGUACAUGCAAGGACACCGUGGCGGGCGCAUUGGAGAAGAUAGUCUAUCUGGACAAGGGAGACGCCGCUGAGGAGUCGGCGACGAAAGUGUUCAAUGACAAGCCACCGAAAUCAACUGCACCACCCGAGGCGCAGCUGUGGACGCAGGAAAAGGCAGAUGAGCUCCAGGCUGCGGUCGACCGGGUUUUCAACAAGGGAGGCGACUCCUUGUUGGGAAUGACAUUCUCCUUCACAAUUGCAGACCCGCGCAUCGAGGAUUGUCCGCUGAUUGGCUGCAGCACAGGCUUCGGAACGCUCUGCGGGUACACUGUCAAGGAAAUCGUGGGGAGGAACUGUCGCUUCCUGGUGGAUCCCGUGCCGAAGGAAGAGAUUGAUUGGACCAUGCGGAAGCAAGCCAAGGAUUUUUGCAAGUGCGUUCGUGAAGGAAAAGAUUACAGGAUCCCCGAUGCUGAGCGUGAAGAGUGGAUGCCGAUGGGUAGAGCAGGUGAUGAGCUGUUUUGCUUUCAGCGCAACGCUCGCAAGGACGGUUCUCUUUUCAACAACCUGUUUUACAUGAAGGUCAUCGAGCUAAGUAUCGAGCUGGGUGAUGAACUGCCGUACAUCGUCGGCCUCCAGUCUGAGCUUCCCAGCGGCAAGGCGGACUUGCAACAGCUUGCGAAGAAUCUGAAGGUCCUCGAUCACAACAUGAGCCAGGUGGACUUCGCUUGGUCAUUAGCGACUUGGCUGGAAGGUCUCAAGUUUUUUGCUGCGGACGAUACGGGAACGACGGAAGGCAUCCCAGAACUAGAGAUUCGUCCCAAAUUGGUUAGGCCUGGGAUUAUUCCAUACAAGGAUCCAUACUUGCACGAGCCGUUGGACUCGAUUAACACAACUCUUGACAGCUACCGACCAACUGGCACCAGUGGAAAAUACGAGCAACUUCGAGGUGAUUCGAAGAACACUCGUGCUGGUUCCAAGGCCUCCGGCGUGCGUUUCUUCUCCGCACCUGUCCGGGCCACAUUUUGUGCUUGCUUUGCCAGGUUGAGUGGCUUUGCAGAGUUUUGUUUGUUGGCUGUGGCGGCAGGGAUCUUUACGCUCGAGGAGCUUGCGGAGUACAACUCUCCAUUGGAAGCUGCGGCGGGAGGGGCUCUGCCAGAGCUGAUUCCGGCACCGUACCCUUCGCCGGUCAGCAAUGUCGGCGGCUCAGUCUUGGGGGCCACGGACCUCGAUGGGCAACUGGCCGUGCAAUUGGCCUUGUUACCCGAGCCUGCCCAGAUCGAGCUGCCUAGUGGCAGCGGCGACGUACCCGUGAUGGUCGGGGCUUCCUCCGACCUCGACGCGGAUGCCGUCGCUGUCCUCUUCGAGGACUACCCCAGCGAGCCGGUGGAAGAGGGGGAGGAGGAAGAAGAGGAGGAAGAGGAGGUUAUCGUGUGGACAGGGAGGACAGUGCGAUCGAAUGAGAACGAUCGAACACAGGAGAACCCAGGGCCGGUAGAGGCUCGGCGAUUGGCAAAGGCCGUGAACUUUGCCAACAUCAUGAGCGCCGAGGAGGCGGCGAGCUUCGAGGACGAGCUCUUCGAGCUUCCAGACUUCGUCACGGAAGACUUCGAUCCGCAUCUCCUCAGUCGCUUGAAAGCGGCUGAAGGCUCAAUGCUGGCAGCCAAGGUUCGCAUUGGUGCGCUGAAGACGAUUACACCGGCCGACGCUGAAGAGCUUUGCCAUAUGCUCGGCCUCAGUGUGGAGAUGAGAAUACAAAAAUCCAAGGCCAAGAAGUCCGACGCCCUACUCCAGGAGUGGGAGAUCCGCUUGGAAAGUCUGGACUUGGAGGGCUUCAUCCUGCUCGCGGGUCCGUUGUUGGGUUUACCCCUGCCGGCACUCAAAAAUGUUCGUGAGGAGGACGAAUCGCCCUUGUGCUUGGAGGAGAUGCUCGUAUACCCCGAAGCCGAGGCGAUCUUCAAGGGAUUAGCCUUGGACGAGGACGGCUGUUUGCCAAGCAAAGUCUUGGCCCAGGAGUUGCUGACACCUACCUCGGAGGUGUCCAUGUUCUUCUCGGAGAAAGCCCUCGAGUGCUCGCAGCCAAUGAAGAGCCGAUCGAAACUGGUCAGGCUCGUUACCUGGCGAAUCGAGCGUGAUGAUGCGCUUGGCACACUUUUCUUCACCUUUUUGCUGCUGCUCGUUCUGUACUUCCUUGUGCAGGAAAACUUGCUCAUCCAUAGCCGCCAGAAAGCCGAAAGCGGAGUUGCGCAGUACCUGUCCGCUUAUGGGGGAAGCCUCACAGGCCCUUUCCUCCACGAGCACGUCGCCGACGUGUCCUCCUUCUGGGGUUGGACGAUUUUCUCCGGUCUCCCAGCCAUCCUCGGCCAGCCGGUGGUUGAUGCUUUCGGCCAGACGCGGCUGCACAUCGCAGGCUCCAACGUGCUUCUUGGCGACGUGAUGCUGUCACACAAGUCGCAGGACGGUGCGGUCGUGUCGCACUGGCUGCUUCACACAGAGGAGGCCAAGACUUACUUGUCCAAUCACACCGGUGACUACCUAGGCGCCGCACUGGCUGCGGUGGAUGUGCUGCGAAGGACGGGUCCAGAUUGGAACGACCCGUACUCCGAGGAAAUCGCUCUCAGCUUCAACCUCCACAACGCUCCCGCCAGCAUGUUCCUGAACAUCCAGGUGCGCUCCCAAUUCUUCCGGACAGGAGACCUCGACGUGCGGGUGCAAGCCCAGGCCUCGAUAGACAAUGCUGAGAUCUCCGCCGUCCAAGCUGUCUUGGACAUCCUCCUGGUGGUUCUCAUCUCAUGGCUCGCCAUCGCGGAGGCCAAGGAUGUCAUUGCUGCAUUGAUGCAUGGCUGCCGGGCAUUUACCUCGUACAUCGGAUUCUGGAAUGCGGUGGAUUGGGCCUGUAUAGGCCUCGCUGCAGUCACGGCUUGCGUUUGGGUGCUCACCGGCACGCGCAUUAGCUCGGAGAACCUUCAGUUCGCACGGCAGGAAGGCUUUGACCCGAUGGCACCGACCGAGGAGCAGUUGGCAGUGAUGCAGGAAGAGCUCUUAAACAUCCAGCAUUGGCUGCUUUCCGUGAGGAUUCUCACAAGUCUCCUGACCCUGACGGUCAUCAUGAAGUUCUUCAAGGGCUUUCGGGCCAACCCGCGGCUUCAGAUCGUCGCCGAUGCCCUGAUGAACAGUGCCAACAACAUAGCGCACUUCUUUAUGAUCUUUUGGACUCUGUUCUCGUGUUUUGCCGUGAUUGCGCACGUGCUGUUUGGCAACGACAUCGUGGAGUUUGCUUCUUUAGCAAACAGCUUGGAGGCUUCGAUGAGCACCUUGAUGGGCGAGUUCGAGUGGUAUGUUCGGGCAUCAGGAGUCAAGUCGGGGCUCAUGAACUCGGGCAUGCCUAUUGUUGCAGUGCACCUCUGGUUCGUGGUGUACAUUUGCUUCGCCUUGCUCGUGCUGUUCAACAUGCUGCUGGCCAUGGUUUUGGACAGCUACGCCGUCGCAGCCCAGGUGCUCACCAAAAGAGCCGAUGCCCCCACGAUCGUGGUCCAGACCUUUCGAUACAUCCAACGAUGGAAGGAGACCUUGAGAUUUAUCCCUCUCCGUCAUGUGGCGAACCAGCUCUAUGACUUGGAUUGUCAUCGGCAGAAGGUUGUGACGGUGACGUCGUUGCAGGAGGCCUUCCCACAGAUGAAGCGGAACCAGGCCCACUGGUUGAUGCGCACACUCUUCCAAGAGGACAAGCGAGCCAAGGCAACGCAGAAGGCGCUGGAGGGCCAGGAUCAGAGGCAUUUCUUCUCCCAGGAGGGCCCGGAUCCAAGCCAAAUAGCAGCAGCAUGCGUCCCCGUCUUCAAGGCUGCUGCGGAGUCCAGCUCGCAAGAGCUGCUGUCUCGGCUGUCGGUUUUGGAGGCGAAGGUGGAUGUCCUGUAUGGGCAAGCCUACACUGGCUUGCUGAAGGAGGGAAGGAUCAAAUAUUUCGCAUCCAGGAAUGGGCUCAUGUUCCUCUCGUGCCUUGCCAUGUUGACCACCCUUGUGUUUACUGGCAUUGGCAGCGUAAUGCCCAAGACGAUUUCCGACAUGAAGCUGAAUAACGAGACGUACGCAGCCAAAGAAGCAUUCAACAUCCCUGAUGGGAUUGAUUCUGCUUUGCUUGACCCGAACGCGAGCGUUAAUGACACAAACAUGAUGAACAUCUUGUCGAUGCAUCGUGAAUCUGAUGUUGCUCUAUUUGCCAAAGAAGAGAUUGCACAGCUUCUUCAUGAUCAACAAGAGCUUGUGCAGAUGCUACGUGAGAUUGAUCGUCUUCUGGAAAACGGUUCUGAUUACGGGAAUGGCCUUCCUGUGAAACGUGAGUUGCGGAGUUUUCCGGAGGAUGACCAAAACGACGACUUUGCAGGCGUUUUCGUGAGCAAGCUCGUUCGCACUUUGAGUCACGAAUGCCUCCUUUCAAACGCGCACCGCAUAGACCAACAGGUUUUGGCAACGGACCGCGGCAACACGCCCAUGUGGGCGAUGCCGGUAACCGGUAGUGCAAAAGAACUGGUGCGUGAAAUCCCUCCUGAUCAGUUGGCAAAUGGUGGUGUAGACCCGGUAAACGGCAAUCAAGUUACGGGUUUGAUGAUGUUGGUUCAAACUCUAGCCCGUCGGUAUCUGCCACUGGAACAGGAGCAAUCCACCCGUGCCAUCAGUGAUUUCAUGAACUUUGAUCGGAUUCCUGGUGAGAGCGUUGAUGCACUGCUUGUGCGGUUUGAUGUGCUGCGAGCUCGUGCUCAACAACGGGGCGGUUUUGGGAUCAAUCACGGGGGUUUGGCUUGGAUCCUCCUUAGGUCCCUCAGAACAAAUGCUGAACAAACUGACCGUCUUUUGCAGUUCAUGGGUGGAGCGCUUCCCAACAACGAUGCGGAAAUGGGAAUGCUCAUUGAACGCAUUCGGCGACAAGGUCAUUUGUUUGAAGGCGGGCUCAGGCAUCCAAACCAGCAAGCAGGAGUUGGAGACCCAGGAAAUUACCAUGUCCAGCAUAAUGUCUACUCCUAUUUCCCUACCUUUGAAACCGCCAAUCAUCCCAACGCGUCAGCCUGUGGAAGUUUCUGUGCGGGUUUCGCGCCAAAUACAGCCGCCCGUGAGGGCACGGCCGGAUUCAGCGCACACGGCGCAUAUGCAACAGGCUUUGAUGCUGAUAUGGGUAGAAUGGCAGGAGGCUUGGGCAUUGGUGAUGAAGGUCAGUGUUCCUACUGUGGUUUGUAUUUCGAGGAUGAUGACAUGUCAUCGGCAACUGAGUCCGACACAGGUUCGUAUGACGCUGAUGCCGCAUCGUAUGCCACAGUGGAAGUCGAUGGCCAAACACGCCAUGAUGAUGAUGCAAGGGCAAACGCACUGUAUCAGGAUUAUGUGAUGGUUCCAUCCGAGAUUGGAUUCCCGGUAGCCACGCCGUCCAGAUACGGUGAGUUCACCGCAAUUGUCCCGAUUUGUCGCUCCAGCAUUUCCCUCGACGGUGAUUUCUCGUGGGAUACUUGCUGGAAAGUUGCGCGCGCCACACCCUUGAUUGUUAAGCAUGAGCUUCGUGACAUAGUUUCCGGAGCCGAUCCGCAUGGCGAAGCCUUUGCGUUUGGUGUGUAUGCGUACGGGGCCUUUGCUGGAAUUACAAAUCUCACCGAACGUCAUUGCGAGUUCGUUCGCUACUUGAAUUGCUGUCUUCGUUUGCGUGAUAAUGACACGCGAUGGUCCAGCCUAGCCCUCAACUGCAACGCCAAAAUGAAGCCACACAAAGAUGUCCACAACUUAGUGGGCAGUAUCAACCUCAUUGUGGGUUUUGGCGAUUAUGUUGAUGGUAAGGUUUGGAUUGAGGAUUGCACCGCAACGGUCAACGACGGCUUGGUUGCAAAAGACAUUAACGGUCGUACCGUCCUGGGGCGUACUCAUGAUUGUAAACAGCGUGUGCUUGCCUUUCCUCCUGACCGCAUGCAUUGCCCUGAGCCUUGGAAAGGCGAACGUUGGACACUCGUUGCAUUUGCGAGCCGAGGAGUGGCAAAAUGCUCGCGGGAUGAACUUUCCGCAUUGCGUGAUUUGGAUUUCCCCGUUGGGUUCACUCCUCCUGAGGCUUAUGUGGCACAGGAUGCCUUCGUUGAGUGUCGCACGGUGUCGUUUGUUGACGAAGUCGAAGCUUAUCCAACGGAACAAGCCAUUAAGCGGAAAGCUGUUCUUGCGUCGGGACAUAAGCCCACUCGCCGUAAACAACAGGUGGAACAGCAUCGCGAUGAUUGUGGAGAUUCCUUGGACAGCAUUGUUGAGUUUGUGGAAACCGUCCCAUGGCAUCCGCACCUUAUGGGAGCCAUGUUUGAAAGCCCAUUGCAUGAAGCGGAGUCGUAUUCAGCUAUUGCCGAAUUUGCGUUUGGCCGUGGAUUGUGGUUGCAUGGAUCCGGUGUUGAUAUGCCCAUGAAGAAAUUGCAACAAAGGCCUCACAUGAGCGUUGGGGGACUACAGGUCUUUCAUCAAAGUGCUCUUCAAGCGAAUGAUGGCCGAAUUGUUGCAGUGGUUGAGCUGUUUGGAGGUGUUGGUGAAACUUCAUACCUCGAAUUGCAGACCUGGUUCACGAAGUUGUUCGUGCACGGUCCAGCGCAUCUCAAGAUGACGCCGUUGACGCUACACGCAGCAGUGCGUUUGUGGGCACUGUAA
Symbiodinium sp. CCMP2592 is the source of this 6657-nucleotide messenger RNA. Lineage: Eukaryota; Dinophyceae; Suessiales; Symbiodiniaceae. The record is from the annotation of a GenBank genome assembly.